AGGCGGGAGUUCGGGACCGGCGCCUUCUCCUUGCUUCUCGGGGUCGUGGCCUUGCUCCCGCCGUGCAAGGGAAGAGUUCGGGCGUGUCCACGCGCGUCUGUGCGCGUGGGGCCUGAAGUGCUCGUGCGUCCAGCUAGGUCUCUGUGGGGGCAGAAGCAGGAGCCAUGGGCGGGACCUCCAGCACCCGCCGGGUCACCUUCGAGGCGGACGAGAAUGAGAACAUCACCGUGGUGAAGGGCAUCCGGCUUUCAGAAAAUGUGAUUGAUCGUAUGAAGGAAACCUCCCCAUCUGGUUCGAAGUCUCAGCGGUAUUCUGGCGCUUAUGGUGCCUCAGUUUCUGAUGAAGAAUUGAAAAGAAGAGUGGCUGAGGAGCUGGCGUUGGAGCAAGCCAAGAAAGAGUCUGAAAAUCAGAAACGACUUAAGCAAAGCAAAGAACUGGACCGAGAGAGGGCUUUUGCCAAUGAGCAGUUAACCAGAGCUAUUCUUCGAGAAAGGAUAUCAAGUGAAGAAGAACGAGCCAAGGCAAAGCACCUGGCUAAGCAGCUGGAAGAGAAAGAUCGAGUGAUAAAGAAGCAGGAUGCAUUCUACAAAGAGCAGCUGGCUAGACUGGAGGAGAGGAGCUCAGAAUUCUACAAAGUCACCACCGAACAAUAUCAGAAAGCAGCUGAAGAGGUGGAAGCAAAGUUCAAGCGGUAUGAGUUUCAUCCUGUCUGUGCUGAUCUGCAAGCCAAAAUUCUUCAGUGUUACCGCCAGAACACCCAGCAGACCCUCAGCUGCUCUGAUCUGGCCAACCAGUACAUGCGCUGUGUCAAUCAGGCCAAACAGAGCAUGCUUGAGAAGGGAGGAUAAACUCAACUUUUAGAACAAGCAAAACUCCUCAACGUUAAUUCCAGAGGCAGAACAUUUUUUUUUUUUCCUAGUGAGAAAGUAACCCAUUUAAAGAGAAGACGAUUAAAGAGAAGCACCAGAGAGCAGAUUCAGCCGAAGCACAUCCCAGUUUGAGUAGCUGCAGUGUGAAAAGCCGAGGCCUAGAUCAGGUAUCUGCCAGCAAGGACACUGCAGUGUUAGUCAACCCAUUUAUGACCAUUAAAAGAGAAAGGCACCCCCUCCACCUUUUUAACUUUCUGUUCUUACCAGGCUCCAUGGUUUGGUGAACGUUCACCAAACAAAGCUGGGGUCUGGGAUGGUGGGGGGUAGAAGGGGGGACAAAGGUAAUUAGAGUGGGGAGGUGGGAGAGGCACCAAACCUCCCUCUCCGCCCAGCGGUGCUGGGUAGAAUUGUCUAGGCUGUGGCACGUUGUUUCUCUCUUGUUCCUUUCUCCCCUUACUAUAUAAGAGCUACUUCACUUUAACUUAUUAUAGUGAUCAUGUAAGUAAGACAAAAAGGAGAGAAAAAUGUACCUCUUUUACUGGAAUGAUGUUUAUGAUUACAAGUGAAAUAAGGCAUUUUUUAUCCUCAUAAAGGCAACCUUGGCUUAUACAACCUCUUCUCGAUCAUGAAUACUGACAUCUUUACUUCACUCACUAUCAAUAAUAAAUAUAUUUUCCGACGAAGACUGGCAUUGUA
Messenger RNA from Lynx canadensis (Canada lynx), 1565 nucleotides. It is a transcript of the gene CHCHD3, whose product is annotated as coiled-coil-helix-coiled-coil-helix domain containing 3. The transcript is spliced from 8 exons. Gene Ontology annotation, cellular component: mitochondrion; MICOS complex. Lineage: Eukaryota; Metazoa; Chordata; Mammalia; Carnivora; Felidae. The record is from RefSeq and is a predicted model, not a curated record. Gene Ontology annotation, biological process: inner mitochondrial membrane organization. Bases 165 to 848 code for a protein of 227 amino acids.